CUAUUAAUUUAAACCAAUCGAUACACAUCGGGUCUCAUAAGAGAAAGAUUGCAAAUUUAAAAUUUUUUCUAACUUCUAAUCUAUACCAUAAUCCCAGAAAGUGGAACCAUUUUCUAAUCCGCGUUCUUCUGAAGUGUCCAUCUAGUGGUUGUCUGUGCAAUGGUGGUGGAUCAGAAGACUAAUUUAUUACAGCGGUCAACUCAUAGUUGGCGCAGAACUACGAAGUGAGACCAGCUCUCCAGUUUCCACCGGCAGUUAUUUAAUUUGCGUUCUUUCUGGUUGGUCGGUUUUGGUCUGUUGGGGGUUUGAUUAUUUCCUCGACCCUAGUCCUUGUUAAACCCUUUUGAAAGCCUCAUCAAUUUCUCCCUCAAAGCUCUCAUUUUGAUCCUCUGUCGGAUUGAAUUCUUUCUCGCUGCUUCGCGUUCUUACAUCCUCUUACCAUUGCCCUCUGCUUUGUGUUAUAAUCUUCGAGUCAGCGCCAUUCUUUGCUCAGAGAUAUGAGGCAACGGUCAAAGCAUCAACCGGAGAGAAGUUGGGCUGAAAUAUGUUGUUUGGGUUGCUCCUGCCUGCAGCUGUUCUGGCCGAGAGUGGUCGUGCGCAAAUGGCUCAACAUCAGCGCCAAGGAAUCGGAUUACAGCGCCGAUUCCGACGACGGAGACGACGAUGUCGACUCCAACUCCGACACUGAAGAAUUCGAUCAAGGGGGAAGGGGGUCUCGGCUUAGGAAUUGCUGCCGCAAUGAUACUCAAGUUGAUCCUAUUGAUACUAUUCCAAGAAUGAGAAGAAGGAAGUCAGAGACUUUCCGGGCUCAGUAUAUAAACACAAAAGAAAUCAAAAUACGCGCUGGGACAUGGAAUGUGGGAGGAAAGCUUCCACCUGAUGAUCUGGAUAUUGAUGAGUGGCUAAACAUCAGUGAGCCUGCUGACAUCUAUGUGCUUGGUCUUCAAGAGAUCGUGCCCUUAAAUGCUGGAAAUAUAUUUGGGGCCGAAGAUAGCCGCCCGGUACCAAAAUGGGAAAACAUCAUACGCCAAACACUGAACAGAGUCCGACACACAAAGGCCAAGGUUAAAUGCUAUAGUGAUCCUCCAUCUCCAUCAAGGUUUAAACCAUCCGAAGACAUCCCUGACAUAGAAGAGGAGUUACUACUUGAAACUGACAGUGAUGGAGAUGAGGAAGUUCAUCCUAUUGAUGAUGAACCCGAUGGCUUUGGUGAGGAAAGACCAGUCACAGACAGAAGUUCAUUCACGACUUUCGGGGGUGCACACUAUGCUGACAGUGGCAAGUUUGGUGAGCCGGAUGGCCAAGACUUGGAGAGGCAAUUCUCUUCUCCAAAGAGGUUAGAUCGGUUAAAUUGCUUAAGGACAGAAGAGCAAGUAGAAGUUCCAUUUGCUCAGCGCAACACGAAAUUGACAAGAAUGCUGAGUGGUUCUGAGAGGAUUGGUUUAAGCUGGCCUGAGCCUCCAUUAAAUUUAAUAUCUCAGGGUGUUCUUGAGAGACCAAAUUCUUUCAAGUCAAUAAGAUCGUUUCAAGCCUCAAAGUCUUUCAGAAAAUUUAAUUCCUUCAAAUCAUUUACAAAUGAAGCUCCACCGGAUCUGUCUUUGCUGGCGGAACUGGACAUUGAAUCCCUUUUAAAACGGAAAAGACGAACACAUUAUGUCAGGAUAGUCAGCAAGCAGAUGGUUGGGAUAUUCCUGACAAUUUGGGUUCGCAGGAGCUUACGCAGCCACAUUCAGAACUUGAAGGUGUCAACUGUUGGUGUAGGCGCUAUGGGCUACAUAGGCAACAAGGGAUCAGUAUCAGUCAGUAUGUCCAUAUAUCAGACGCUUUUCUGCUUUAUUUGCACUCACCUUACCUCGGGAGAAAAAGAUGGAGAUGAAGUAAAGAGGAAUGCUGAUGUGCAUGAAAUACAUCGUAGAACUCACUUUCGUUCUGGAAUUGGACUUCCCAAAAGUAUUCUCGACCAUGAAAAAAUUAUUUGGUUAGGUGACUUGAACUACCGGAUCAACUUGUCAUAUGAGAAAACAAGAGAACUCAUCUCAAGAAAGGAGUGGUCUAAAUUGCUCGAGAGAGAUCAGCUUGUACAAGAGCUAAGAAAAGGCCACACUUUUGGUGGGUGGUCCGAGGCUACUUUGAAUUUCCCACCCACAUACAAGUAUGAAAAUAAUUCAGAGAAGUAUUUCGGAGAGGAUCCCAAGUUUGGAAGACGUACUCCAGCGUGGUGUGAUCGCAUUCUUUCGUACGGCAGAGGAAUGAGGCAGCUUGGCUAUAGGAGAGCUGAAAUAAAACUCUCUGAUCAUCGACCCGUGGCUGCCAUGUACAUGGCAGAGGUUGAGGUGUUUUCUUCAAAGAAAUUGCAGCGUGCCCUCACUUUCACUGAUGCAGAAAUUGAAAAUGACGAAUUUGCGGGAAACAUGGGCUUUGUGCUUGAACAGGACCCUUAAUGAUCAAAUAGGUGAAUGGAUCGCAUGUUUUGUGACACUCCAGUUUCCAUUUAGAGUCACUCCAGUGGAACGUGAAGCGACCGUCAAUGGGCUGCUGUAAUCGUUUUUCCCACAUUCUGUGUUUUUAAGAGGGGUUGAUGUAGGAGACGCCUAGUUGGGAGCUCUAGAGGAUGAGAUAUCAUGAAAGGAGAGGCAAGAAUUUGACAGCUUCCACAACUUACAUGGAUUUUUGGUAUUGCUACCACGGUUUUCAUUCGUUCAUUGGUCUGCGUUACUGUCGAUGAUUCUGUACAUCGCAGUUUUACCGUGUAAAUACUAUAGGAAGAGAGGCUUGUGAAGUAGGUUCAGCAAAAUUCGGUGUGAAGUAUGUUGGGUCUGUACAUGAUUUACUGUAGCGUCUAUACGUGAUCGCACUCAGAAAGCAGCUUUUUUUGGAGAAUGUUGAUAUAACACACGCAUUGUUUCCCCUCUCA
Molecule: messenger RNA, 2914 nt
Organism: Syzygium oleosum
Lineage: Eukaryota; Viridiplantae; Streptophyta; Magnoliopsida; Myrtales; Myrtaceae
Product: type IV inositol polyphosphate 5-phosphatase 3
Exons: 10
Coding region: 498-2441 (647 amino acids)
Biological process (GO): phosphatidylinositol dephosphorylation
Molecular function (GO): inositol-polyphosphate 5-phosphatase activity; phosphatidylinositol-4,5-bisphosphate 5-phosphatase activity; phosphatidylinositol-3,4,5-trisphosphate 5-phosphatase activity
Source: RefSeq, a predicted model, not a curated record